AUGAGGGAGACCCCUACUGUAGAGGCUGUAAGACUCCGAAUCGAGUUUGAGUCGGUAGAUCCAGAGGUGAAAAUCUAUUUCCAACAUGAUAAAACAGUUUCACAGGAGAAAGUGAACCGAUCCGUGAUAUGGCUUAGCGAGGAACCGCCAACUAGCGACGGUGCCAAUUUCGGUGGCGUGAUAUUUCUGCAGAACGAACAACAGAUGAUCAGUCUUCUAGCGCACAUGCGCCCAUCCACUAGAGAAGCCAUGGUGGCCUUCAUUACCGCUUCAGGUUGCUGGAUGACCUUCGUAGCCAACGGACUCUUGAUGGAGAGCGUUGGGUUCUCGUUCAGGGAAGAAAAGUUAUCAUCGACUUCCACCCAGGAACUUCAAAAGUUCAUCGAACAAGAGAGAAACAAGGAUUUCCUCAAGCUUUAUUCGGAAGCUCUAGAUGAACUAACCGAUGGGUCAGUUGAUGUGAAUGAGCUAUGUAAUCACUUGGAUCAAGCCUACAGAAAGCAUGUAUCAACUUAUGCAGAGCCAAGCAUCCCCGACGAUGAUGAACUGUUUGGCCAGGCGUACCAUCAUGUCGUACACUCAGCAGACGCAGAAGAACUAAUGAGGUUGGAACAGUCUUUUGCAUUGGCAGUCUCUACAGAGGUGGAUAAGAAGAAUGCCGUGUUGAAGAGAAUGGACGAAGAGUUGAUAAAAAAUACAGAGAUAGGAUUGCAAAAGCUUGGACCUGACAUCCCACAAACCAUCACUCAGAUGCAGGGAACCCAUAUUCGCAACCGUGAGCUGGUAGAAAGCCAAUGGAACAGCUGUAUAAGUGAGCUAAAACGAAUUCAGCGACGUGAGUUGCGGGCCUUCGUGAUGUCUAUCGAAGAACGCCGGUCUUCUUCAGGGACGGGAUGUGAACCGACUACCCAACCGCUCAUCUGUCCUGUGACUGACCUUCCCGGAACCAAACGCCGCAUAAAAACACCCAAACGAACCACAACUGGGCGUCCCAACGAACCAUGGUCCCAGAGCUUCACUGUGCAGCUUGGCCGUCAGCUUCGAACUACCUGUAAUUUCCGCCUGAUACGGGCCGACCCGAUGAGCUUGUUGAACAACUUGGGUUUUUUGUCUAAAGAAUUUGAAUACCCUGAUCAGUCCAAUUCACCUGCGGAUGAUUUGGCUGAGCGAUUGAGCAAUGCCCUGGGUCUUUAUUCACACGAGUUGAACGGAAUGGUUGUGAUCGUAGACAAGCGAAUCAAUUCAUUUCGAGGCAUCAACCGACGCCUUGCCGAAGCGUGUGAACGCUCUACAGAAUUUCACUUUCCUGAUUUGGAUUAUCAACUGGCCUCGAUUCAAGAGACCAUCAAUCGUCUUGGCCCGCGGCAGCCAGCCACCGUAGAUGGUGACACUUUGGCUGUAGCCUGUCCAGCAGUGGAUUCUGAUCAGUCUGGCAGGUCGCGUGAACCAGCUCACGGGGACGUGUAUAUCACCAAGCAUUCAAAUCUUGCUGGUGGUAUUGGUGGCCUGGCUGGUGGUGGUGGUGGAAUAAGCGUGAUCUUUCACCUUGUUCAGGACGAAUCCCCGGACCAGGAUGAGGGUCGUAUUCGAUCUGGAACUCCACUCCAUUGUUCACUCUCAGCUAUUUUACGUGCUUGCUUUGACUACGACAUCACGACGCUAUCGAUGCCGUUGUUACUUGUCCCUAGCCUGCGAGAGCACAUGAACGCCUCAUGGCGUGCUAGACGCGCCGAAAGUGUUUUCAAAGCACUCAAAGGAGCUUUGAUGGAUCUGAGCACCUGGCGAGGUCCCACGGUUCGUUCUGUUCAGUUUCUCGCACCAACAGAAUUAUCGGACAAUGAAUUGGAAACCUUUGGCCACACGAUUAAUGCUUCUUUCCUUCAACCUGUCCCAGUCAUCGUACCCAGCUAAUUUGUUGUCUACCGCCGAAUGUGACCUAUGCAGUCAGACGCGUUUUGUUUUGUGACCCAGUUGUCUUUCAGUGCUGUUUCGUAUCUUCAUUAAUACUUAUACCCCUGCUCUACAACAUAAUUCCG
Molecule: messenger RNA, 2036 nt
Organism: Opisthorchis viverrini
Lineage: Eukaryota; Metazoa; Platyhelminthes; Trematoda; Opisthorchiida; Opisthorchiidae
Exons: 11
Coding region: 1-1911 (636 amino acids)
Cellular component (GO): cytoplasm
Source: RefSeq, a predicted model, not a curated record